AUGCACUCGGCUCCUCGUCAUCCCGCCCACGCGCCCUUCGACAGCAAGGACUCCGAUCUGGUCCUCCUCUCGACUGAUGGAGUCGAGUUCCUCGUGCACAAGGCCAUAAUAAUGGUCGUCUCCCCUUACCUGGCUCGGCUUAUUCCCCUCGCCUGCCGGCCUCCCCCUUCCACCUCCAGACAUCGCCUCCGUCCAACAAUCUCUCUCCCCUUCCCCGCCGGGAUCAUUGACCUCUUCCUACACUUCGUAUACCCCGUCCCCGAGCCGGCCCUCGACUGGACAGACUGUCGCGCGCUCCUCGACAUCGCGCAGCAUCUCCUGGCGCGAUCCGUCAUCAAACGCGUCUCCGCGCAUCUUCUCCACCCUCAGCACCUUUACGAACGCCCACUCCCCAUCUACGCGCUUGCCUCCCGCGCCGGGCUCGACUCCGUCGCGCGCACGGCCGCGCGCCGCUCCCUCCUCUCCCCCAUGCCCCCCGUCGACGAGCUCGCGCGACAUCUACCCGGGUCCUCCCUGGGCCGCCUGCUGGACUACCGCCGCGCGGCAACGAAGGCUGCGCGCGCGGUGGUGAGCACGCGCAACGGCAUCCCGCGAUGGGUGCAGCUCCAGUGGCUCCGGCUCUGCUUCCUGUCCGAGUGCCCGUACGGGUGCGCGGACGGGCCGCGCCGCACCCUGGCGUGGCACCGCGUCGCGAGCGAGAAGAUCCUCGUGCCGGUGUGGUGGGUGGAGUGGAUGGGGGCGGUGCGCUCGGCGCUGGCCACACGCGUCGACCCCGCGGUCGCGCGCGACGAGCGGCUGCUGAAGAUCGCCGUGCAGAGGGGCGCGCGGUGCUCGUUCUGUCAGAGCGCGGUGAUGUGGGACCUGUGCGAGUUCUCCAGGAUCGUGGAGGAUGUUCUGGAGGAGGCGAUCGCGUCGGUCAUUCUUGAGGCGGACGACCACAAGCGCGAAGACAGCACUGGCGACGACGACGAGUCUACCUUGGUGCCGUCCGUCAAGACGAACUACCUUUCCUCCGAUAAACCUGUCUACCCUAUGUACGACUAUUACUUCGGCGUCAUGACGAGGCGCCGUAUCAAGACUUAUUGUACUGGAGAGCUCGACAGCGACGACGAGGAGCUCGGGAGCUACGUGUCGAGCGCUCCUCCUAGUGACCUGUGA
Molecule: messenger RNA, 1158 nt
Organism: Epithele typhae
Lineage: Eukaryota; Fungi; Basidiomycota; Agaricomycetes; Polyporales; Epitheliaceae
Exons: 4
Coding region: 1-1158 (385 amino acids)
Molecular function (GO): protein binding
Source: RefSeq, a predicted model, not a curated record